CAAUUGCGCAUCCACUCGUGCAUCAAACAGCUCGCGUCGCAACCGCAAUUAUAUCAAUCGCCUGGAAUCCCAUCCCGGCCCGCCCGAUUUUAGCUUUUGGUCCCACAACAAGUGCCGUCGAUCUCAGCAUCGCAACCGUAUAGUCGGAUCAACUGAUACUUUGACUUUCAUUCAUUGAUCUGCUCACUCCUCUACCAUUGGUGCAGGUUUCUACUCAAGGGCCGCGCGCCCACGCCUCCGACUCGAGUGCUUUCCAUUCGGCAUUUCUUUGUUCGCUCGAAUAGGUGGCAAGAUUGUACUGGACUAAUCUAAACUAUACAUUCAGCUGCUCCUCUCGCUAUUUUAUCAAUAACCUUCACGACCCGCUCCGACAUGGCAAUGUCUUGGGCCUUCCUGGCCAUCCUCGGCCUUGCAGCGCUGUUGACCACAGUGGCUGUGUUUGUCCUAGAAAUUGCAAACGCGCAAACACCACGAAGCAUACCGAAUGUGCAGACCGCUGCGGCGGUGGCAACCGCCUUCGAAGGGUUGGUGCUGCUGGCAAUUCUACUUCUCGUCUUCAUGUCCUUUAGACACUCUACAUACUAUGGCUCCAACAAGCUUGGCGCAGUCUGGUUCCCCCUUUGCCUGGUAACGGUUUCCCUCGCAACAGUUGCAUCCAUUGUGGUUCUGGUUAUAUUGGGCAAGGAGAACGAGAAUGCGAAAAUACUUGGUGGGGAGGAGAUGCCUUACCUGAUCGGAACAUCGAUUGCUCUGGGCUUUGCGUUUACCCUGCAACUCGCAUUCGUUGUUAUCUACUUCGUCGGGAGUCGACUGGGCGGCAGGAACGAGAACGGUUCGCAGCACCCUGAAGUCGGUCGACUCGCGCCUCAGAUGCGCAUGAAAUCGGUACCCUACGCCCAGACUGCGGCCAGCAGUGCGGAACCCAAGGGAACGCCCUCGUUUGACUUGGAGAGCCCUCCCGGCACCAGCAGUGGCCGUUCCAUGGCCGAGACUAUGAGCUCGAUUCGCAGCUCACUUUCCCACGCGGUUCGGCCGAUGGACAGCAGAACCCGGCUCCUCCCUGCAAGGUCAACGCAGUCGAUCAGGUCGAUAGCAUCGAGGGGAAGGCGUCAGCCAUCAUUUGAGUCUUUCCCGGACGUCGAAGAAGGCUUCGACUCCUGGGACACGUCAUCCGUCGAUAUUCAAACCCGUCAGAUAAUCGACACUUCGUCCCCUCCCGGAACUCGUUUUCUUGGUGCCUUGGAGACCAUUCCAGCGAGCCCCACUGUGAGCAGGAGUCCCUCGCCUGGGACGCCCCUAGAUCUAGAGCCUCCGAAGCGUGCCGCGCGCAGAAGUCGCAGCUAUUCGCCGGUUCCACGCCCCCCUCCGGCAUUGGAUUCCAACGGUUCCACUAGUGAUCUUCACAUCCACCCGCUCUUCCGCGCAGACAGCCCGACACCGCCACCAGCCGCGACACUAGGAACAGUCAUCGUGGCGGCGCCUGAUGCAGCCCGUACUCUCUCGACCAAGACACUCCAUCGCAUGCGAAGCGGCAGUCUUCCAGCCUCGUCGAGUCCUUUGAGCCGACAAUCCAGCUACAACAGCAUGAAAGGUGAAUCACCCACGCCGGGCAGUGGUUACGUCACACCUACACCGAUAGAUCCCAUCGAGGAGAGGGAAAUGACACCUCCGCUCCCUGAAUGGAUCCUGAACGCAGGUGCGCGUUCAAGCCUUACAGAGUACCAGUCGAGGAAGCUGCGAGAUCUCGACCGAGAAAGUAAGGUGGACAGCGGUCUCGGCAUCUUGCCUUGAUUCGCCGUAACCACGUAAUUCUUCUUUUUUUCUUUCUUUUAUGACACUCAUGAUCCACGAUGGCUGCCAUGACAUAGGAGCUGUAUUGCUAGA
This is a messenger RNA of Truncatella angustata, 1884 nucleotides long. RefSeq lists its product as uncharacterized. The transcript has a single exon. The record is from RefSeq and is a predicted model, not a curated record. Lineage: Eukaryota; Fungi; Ascomycota; Sordariomycetes; Amphisphaeriales; Sporocadaceae. The coding region runs from base 373 to 1791 and encodes 472 amino acids.